UUAAAUUGGUAUAUAUUACAAUUGUAAUAACCAACAUUACUUGUGUAGAGAAAAGUUACGAAAAGAAAUAGAGAUUUUCAGGGAAGUAGUAUAAAAUCCUCAUAGAUUAAAAUAAGCUGCUUUGACAGGUUUUGUGGCGGCUAGAGCUGUAUAGACUGGUGGAGGCAAGCGGGAUCGAACCGCUGACCUUCUGCGUGCAAAACAGAUGCUCUACCAGCUGAGCUAUACCCCCAGGUAAUUCUUGCUUAAAGCAUAAAUCACUCAGGCUGAAAUGCAAGAAAUAUUUAUCUAUUAGGCUAUUGCUAAAUAGUGUACAAAUUCUGCAGGGUGUACACACUUCUCUAUUUUUUUGUCUCCUUAGCGUUAUACGUCACACCAUCCAAAUAAAUCUGUGAACUGAAAAUUAACAAGAAGUUUUCCUUUAAAAAUUUUUUAACUAAAUUAUCACUAACGCAGUAUAUUAUAUAAUUCAUUUAACCACACAUGAAAAUUUUAGUUUGAUUAAAACGGAUAAAAACUGUAUUGAUGUUUAGUAUAGCUGAAAAAUGAAAUGAUCCCGUAGCUCAGCCGGUAGAGCAACUGACUUUUAAUCAGUGGGUCACGCGUUCGAAUCGCGUCGGGAUCACUCACAAAUUUUGAAAAACAUGCUAAAAGAACAAGACAAAAUAUUCACCAACCUAAAUGGUAAAGAAACUCCACUACUUGAGGGUGCAAAAAAACGUGGUGGUUGGCAAAAAACAAAGGAAUUACUGGAUUUAGGAUCAGAAAAAAUCAUUGAUGAAGUAAAGAAAUCUGGCUUGAGAGGUCGAGGGGGUGCAGGAUUUUCCACCGGCCUUAAGUGGAGCUUUAUGCCCAAAAAUCUCCCAAAAGCAUAUUUAGUAGUCAAUGCAGAUGAGUCAGAACCUGGUACAUGUAAAGAUAGAGAUAUAUUGCGAUAUGAGCCACAUAAGUUACUUGAGGGAAUUCUCCUGGCCAGCAGAGCGAUCAGCGCAUCAGUUGCGUAUAUUUAUAUCAGGGGUGAAUUUUAUAAUGAAUAUUUAGUUCUGAAAAAAGCACUUGAGGAAGCCUAUAAAGAAAACUUAAUUGGAAAAAAUGCCUGCAAAUCAGGUUAUGAUCUUGAUGUGUUUAUCCAUAGGGGUGCUGGAGCUUACAUAUGUGGAGAAGAAACAGCUCAACUUGAAUCAAUUGAAGGAAAAAAGGGCUUUCCUCGCAUGAAGCCUCCAUUUCCCGCAGGUGUUGGACUUUUUGGCUGCCCAACCACAAUAAACAACGUUGAAACUAUAGCCAUGGUUCCAGAUAUUCUAAAUCGCGGAGGAGAAUGGUUUACAUCUCUUGGUAAACCAAAUAAUACUGGUACCAAGGUCUUUUGUAUUUCAGGACAUGUAAACAACCCGUGUAAUGUUGAAGAAGAGCUCGGAAUUCCAUUACGUGAAUUAAUUGAAAAAUACGCAGGUGGAGUGCGAGGAGGUUGGGAUAAUUUACUUGCUGUAAUACCUGGUGGGUCUUCAGCGCCAUUAAUUCCAAAAUCUAUAUGCGAUACUAUUGAAAUGGAUUUUGAUUCAUUAAGAACUGCACAAUCAGGGCUUGGUACUGCUGCUGUAAUAGUGAUGGAUAAAUCAACUGAUAUAAUAGCUGCAAUAGAGAGGUUAUCACACUUUUAUAUGCAUGAGUCCUGUGGACAAUGCACACCAUGCCGUGAAGGUACUGGAUGGAUGUGGAGGAUUAUGAAGAGGAUGGUGGCAGGAGAUAUUAAACCUGAUGAAAUAGAUAAGCUGCUUGACCUUACAACUCAAAUAGAAGGACAUACAAUUUGCGCGCUUGGCGAUGCUGCAGCUUGGCCGAUUCAAGGAUUAAUAAGACAUUUUCGCCAUGUUAUCAAAGAGAGAGCGAUAAUUUAACUUUACUUAUACUUCUUAAGCCGUUUUGCUACUUAGCAACCAGAGCUAAAAAAUAUUGAUUCC
Messenger RNA from Drosophila ananassae, 1961 nucleotides. RefSeq names its product NADH-quinone oxidoreductase subunit F-like. NCBI's taxonomy places the organism in Eukaryota, Metazoa, Arthropoda, Insecta, Diptera, Drosophilidae. Gene Ontology annotation, molecular function: NADH dehydrogenase (ubiquinone) activity; 4 iron, 4 sulfur cluster binding; FMN binding. Bases 645 to 1898 code for a protein of 417 amino acids. Gene Ontology annotation, biological process: mitochondrial electron transport, NADH to ubiquinone. The transcript has a single exon. The record is from RefSeq and is a predicted model, not a curated record.